Rhincodon typus (whale shark) is the source of this 5599-nucleotide messenger RNA. It is a transcript of the gene pofut4, whose product is annotated as fucosyltransferase 11 (alpha (1,3) fucosyltransferase). The transcript has 3 exons. Gene Ontology annotation, molecular function: alpha-(1->3)-fucosyltransferase activity. The record is from RefSeq and is a predicted model, not a curated record. Gene Ontology annotation, cellular component: Golgi membrane. The coding region runs from base 204 to 1670 and encodes 488 amino acids. Lineage: Eukaryota; Metazoa; Chordata; Chondrichthyes; Orectolobiformes; Rhincodontidae.
GGCCAAACAGAAAUUGCCGGGAAAUUCCAGCAGCAUCUGUGGAGAGAAAUCAGGGUUAACGUUUCGGAUCGAGUGACCCUUCCUCAGAGCGGCGCGAAGAGACGGAAAGGAGCGGAGGUCGACCUCCUGCCGUAAAGUGAGGGACAGCAGCGGCCUCGACCUCCUGCUGUGAAAGUGUCGUAAAGUCCGACCGUUAAACGGACAUGGCGGCCUUUCCCGCCGCGGCCCUCAUCCUCCUCCUGGAGGCCUCACUGCCGCGGGUCGGCGGCCGGCGGGAGGCCCAGGCUUUCGAGGCGGCCUCGGCGCUGUCGGGGAUGGAGUUCGGCGCGGCUAACGGCAGCAGCCGGCGGCCCGGAGACAGGGAGCUGCCGGUGCUGCUGUGGUGGAGCGAGGAUCUGUUCCCGCAUUUCCCCGGCGGAGGGAGGACGUCGGAGCGGAUCGAGUGCGGCCCAAUCCCGGGCUGGGCCUCUUCGGGCCCGGCCCCCCGCGCUUCCUGCCUGGUCACCCGCAGCAAGCGGACCAUCGGUCACCGGCGGACGGCCGCCGUCCUCUUCUACGGCACCGAUUUCCGAGCGGACCGGGCUCCGCUGCCCCGCCGCCGCCGCCAGACCUGGGCCCUGUUCCACGAGGAGUCGCCGAUGAACAACUACCUGCUGUCUCAGGCCGCCGCCAUCCGCCUCUUCAACUACACCGCCACCUUCCGCCGACACUCCGACUACCCGCUGACCCUCCAGUGGCUGCCCGCCGACCGCUACCUCCACCACCCGCCCGUCACCUCCCUCCAACGGAAGAACCUCCUCCGCCGCCUCGGCACCGCUCCCGUCCUCUACCUACAAUCACACUGCCCCGUGGCGUCUGACCGGGACCGCUAUGUCCGCCAGCUGAUGGAGCACCUACAGAUCGAUUCUUACGGCCAGUGUCUGCAAAACAAAAACUUGCCUAAUGAUCGAUUGAUCGACACGCUAACAGCCACAACCGAAGAUGCAGAGUUCAUGGAUUUCAUAAGCCAGUAUAAAUUUCACCUCGCCAUGGAGAACGCGAUAUGUGACGAUUAUUUGACUGAGAAAUUGUGGCGCCCCAUGCACUUGGGAGCUGUGCCAAUCUAUCGUGGCUCCCCAGUGGUACAAGACUGGAUGCCCAAUUCGCAUUCUGUAAUUCUAAUCGAUGACUUUGAAUCACCAAAGGAUUUGGCAGACUACAUAAAUUUCCUUGACCAAAAUGACGACGAGUAUUUGAAGUAUCUAGAGUACAAACAGCCAGGUGGCAUCAGCAACACUCUGCUGCUGGAGAGUUUAGAAAAGAGGGAAUGGGGUGUGAACGAUAUUAACAAGCCUAACUAUUUGAAUGGGUUUGAGUGCUUUGUUUGUGAGAAGGAAAAUGAACGACUGCAGGCAGAGGAAGCUCACAGACAGCAGCCAGAUAAGUUUAAACUGCCAGCCCCUAGAAUAGCUGCUUACAAUCAUAUGGGCUGUCCACUUCCAGUCCCUGGGUAUGGAAGUAUUGAUGAGAUUCCUGAAAAUGACAGUUGGAAAGAAAUGUGGCAUCAAGAUUACUGGCAGAGCCUUGACCAAGCUGAAGCUCUGAGCAAUAUGAUUCACCAAAAUGAGACAGACCCAAGUAAACUAUGGGAUUACGUUCAUCAACUGAUAAUGAAGAGGAACGGACACUGACAGUGGAACUGCUGCUUUAGAAUCAGGACGUUAGCUAAACACUACCACUUGGACUGCAUUUUGUGAAUGCAAUUCUGAUGUAGAUUUAUGGAUCCUUACUUAUAUAUAGAUUUUUUUUUUAUUGAAAACCAGUUCUUAUAACUUUUCUAGGAAUCAGUAGUCUUGCAUACUGUUUCCAAUAUGCUAAAAAUGGUGCUAAAUGGAAAGUUCAAAACUGGUUUCAAUUUACGAGACAUGGUUUGAGAUUGAAGAUAGAAAGUGCUAAGACAAGUUUCGUACAUAUUUAUCCCCUACAAUCGGGCAAAAGCUGCAAGCUAAGGCUUUUCUCUCCAAUUGCAAUAUAUAGAGAAGUAUAUUUUAAAUGACAGUGAAUAUUACAUUUAAUGUUUAUAUCAAGUUAAGUUUACUAUUCUUUAUUCCUUUCAAAAGGAUUAAAGAUUUUUAAACACAGGAAUUUUGUAUAGUCCCUACAGCAAAUAAAUGCAUCAUUUGGUCCAACAGAUUUGUGUUCCAUAUGAGCCCUAACCCUCUAUCAAUAUAAGCUUUUUUUUUUUCCAUCAAUUGUGUGAUUAUCUAGCUUCCCCUUUAAAACAUUUAUGGUGUUUGCUUCAUUGAGUUCCACAUUCUCACCACUUUCUAAGUAAAGAAGUUUCUCCGGUCCUGACGAAGGGUUUUGGCCCAAAACAUUACCUGCUUCUCGGAUGCUGUCUGACCUGCUGCGCCUUUCCAGCCUCAACACCUAGAGUCUCCAGAAUUCCCAUUUGAAUUGAAGUGAUUGUCUUCUAUUUGUGUUCCCUCGCAACAAACCUCCAAAAGUGGAAUGUUCUCUACAUUGAAGGAGUUGGUAGUGCAGUAGUACUGCAACUGGACCAGUAAUCCAGAGACCCAAGGUAAUGCUCUGAUGAUGUGUUCACUUCUAACGUGGCAGCUGACGACUUUGAGUACAAUUAUUAAACCAGAGUUUAUAAAGAGUUUCAUGGCCACUGUCAUCAAUUGUUGUAAAACUCCAUGUGGUUCAUUAAUGUAUUCUAGGAGGGGGAAAAUCCUGCUUUGGACUACAUUUGAUUCCAGAUGUGCAGCAAUGACGCUAACUGCUAUCUUUCCUCUGAAAUGACCUAACUUCAAGGUAAUUGAGGAUGAGCAACAGGUGCUGGCCUUGCUGUGGCACCUACAUCCAUGAAAGAACAAAAAAAGCUUCAUUCCUAAUUUUAAACUGCUCUGUUAAGUACUUCUCAUCCUCCUCUCCUAAAGAACAGGCCCUAAAAUGAACAGUAUUCCCCAAUAUCUGUGCCAUGGCUCUACCAUCCUUGUGAAUCUUUUGUUUUAGCUCUUACCCUUUUUUUUUUUUGUAACUUUUUUUGAAACAUGGAGAUCAGAAUCCUGCACCAUACUGCAGUUCAAACAUGGUCCAACCAAGGUUUUAUAUAAGCUCAACAUACCUCCUCUUUUGAAUUCUGUACCACAAGCUGAUCUGCCUGGCAUUUCCACAUUGAGGUAAGAUCAAGUGUAGUCUUCAGGUCAUGGAGUACUUGAGUUGAAAGGGUAAUGAAGCUAUGACGUACUGCUGUAAUUUAGUCCUCAUGUGAAACCAGUGCUUUCUAUUUGCUUUUCACUACAUACUCGUCUGCAUUUGUAAUAGAAACAGCUAGUGUAAGCCUAUUGCAUUAGUGCAGGUGUGUAUUUAUGUGUAUUUAUAAAUUGUGGCAAAGAAAUCUAUGAUAUCAGAAAAAAUUCUUAAUAUAUUCCAAGUGUUGAAUGUUUGGAGAAUUAAUACAUUCAAUUUAAAAGCUGAAGAGUUUCCAAACAUGAAAUGUGCUGCAUGUGGGUCUAACGUACCAGGGAAAACUGUCUGACUUUUAUAACAAUUGAAAGGAUUGUGGAAGAUGAUGCUAUAAAAAUCAUGUCCAUAAAUAUGUUCUUGAGGUGUGUGCUGUCUGUGUUGGUACCUUGAGAGUUGCCAUUGUAGACCUUUUUGUUUUUAAGAUUCAUUAUGUGCCAACUUGGAAAUGCAUCCACUGUCUUUUCAAGGUUAUUUGAUCGUUUAUCAUUUGGUCACUGGGGUACAGUGCUUCAGGGUUACUUGUACGCUGCUCAGUGAUUGACAGUGCCAAUGUUGGAGCAGGGUUAAUUGGUGCCUGAGGGAGACCAAAACUCGCUUUGAAAAUUCAGCAGCUCAAUUUAUCUCAGGUUUUCAGUCAUUUCCCAAGCUUUAUGAAAUAUCAAUCUUGCAAUUGAGGUAUGAUUUAUUAACUCCAUAAAUCAAAAAGGCUCAUUCUGGUGUGUUGAGUGUUUUUGGCUAUUUUUGACUCAAGCAGUUUGCACUCUAACCACAUUUCUUAGUUAUUGUUUGGAGAAUAGUAAGAGGUUUAAAAUGAUUAAGAUUUUUGAAAAGGUCCUCCUAUGGGUAAAGGAGUUUCUUAAAUUACUUCAAGAAACUGCAUUUGGACACAAGCAUGGGACCAAAUGUAUACGAUGUGAUUGAUGUGAAUACUACUUGCAUUUACUGCAGAUGUCACAGUCGUUUUCAGAAUAUGUGGUGCGUGAUGUUUUGUUAAAUGUUCAUAGCAUCACAACCAUUCUGUCUUCAAAUUGAUAGUGCUGCCUCCUCCCAUUAAAUGUUUUUCUUCAAUUUGUGUAAUAAUCCUAUAAAUUGGUGGGAAAUAGUAGAAUAAAUGUUACCUCCUAACGAAGGCAUUGUACCUCACUGUUGGGUUACUAACUAUGGAAUCAACUACUUAUCCAUUUUUUUCAUGUGUCUCCCAAGUGUUGAUGGAAUAUAACAUUAAUUUCUGAUUUAUAGCACGUUUUGUUCAAAUAAGCACUUGAGAGUUUUAGCACAAAGGGGGCCUGAAUGUUGGGAUAUUUUGUAUGCACAAUUGCUUUUUGUUGAACAAAUGGGUGGAGGAGCUAAUUUAACUUGUAUGUUUUUGAAGCAAUUCACAUUUCCAGGAUGGGCUGAAUUAAUUUGAAUAAGUGGAUGCCAAAGAAUUACUUCAAAUUAUUUGUAUGGCUCAUUGUAAAUGCAAGCACUGAUCAUUUUGAGUAUAUGUGCCUUGGACUUUGCCUGCUGAAUGGAGGUUGAUGUGAAAGAUUUUGAUUUCUAACCAGUGUACAUCAGUGAGUCUUAAUUAGUUCCAGAUCACACUGAUUACAGAAUGUUUCCCAUAGGCAAAAAUUUACAACUCGAUGCCUCCUUGGUAUUUCCCAUUAUAUUGCUCAAAUAAAUUUUGUUUUUUAUAGCGCAUGGGAAUACCUCCAAGUUUACUAGGCUGGUCAUUAUUAUUGUUUUCAUCCAUGUAGGACUGAUUUCUUUUCCUGUUUUGGUUUUAUUUAGUACACCAGUGGUUUUCAAUUUCUGCUAAUGCCUAUGCUGUGGAUAAUGUAAUCUGAUUUGAAAUGUAAUGUCAUGGGUGCAUUUGGUAACAGGGGAAUGAUUUUCUUCCUCACAAAUAUCUGGCUAUAGAAUUAACCAUCACACUAGUGAUUUAGCAUCCUUGACAUCAAGUUCAUGUAGGAGGAGGCCAUUGGCCAAUAGAGCCUAUGCAAAACUGGAAGAAAGAUCCAGGCAGUUUCAUAGGCUACGGUAACUAGUAUUUGACAAUCUAGUAUUUUAUAAAUUGUAAUACUGACAGUAUUGAAUAUUUUUCACAAUAUAGAAUUAUUGCAGUUUCAAACAUGGCUUGUUAAUUUAUUUUUUCUUUGUUAUUUUCACUUUAAUUUUAUGCAUAUUUGUCAUACGUGCUCUCUAAAGAGCUUACUCUGGUGUGCAGUACAAGUUGGCGUUAUUAGAAAUAGCCUUGUUCUCAGUGACUGAGGACUUGCUUUUCUUUUAAUUAUAAACCAGAAAAAAGGAAGUUGUUCUCCAAGUAUUCAUGUACAUAAGAUCAAUUUUAAAAAUGAAAAAUAAAGUUUUUUGAAUUUCACUGAAA